AUGCCGAGUGCGUCAUUGAUCCUACUGGGGAUCAUUACCCUCAUCGGCUACCUCAUAUACCAACGAUCAACCCCAAAGAACAGACUCAAACUUCCCCCUGGUCCUAAGCCAUUUCCGAUCGUCGGAAACAUCAAAGACUUCCCCCCAGAUGGCACCCCUGAAUAUCAGCACUGGCUUAAGCACAAGGACCUCUAUGGAGGGGUUAGCUCCGUGACUGUGAUGGGUAUGACGCUCGUCAUGAUCCACGACAAACAAGCGGCGCACGAACUGCUGGAGAAAUCGAACAAGACAGCUGGCCGACCGACCAUGAUUAUGGCCAAUAAGCUGUGUGGAUAUGAGUCAAUCGUCGUGUGUCAGCCUUACGAUUCAAAUUUCCGUCGCUGUCGCAGGCACCUACAUCAGGAGCUGGGUACCAAGGUGUCCGCCGCAACAUUUCGCGAUGUGCAAGAGAUUGAAGUAUAUCGACAGCUUAUCCGAUCGCUGAACGAGCCCACAAAAUGGCUGGAGCAUUUCAAGACUACAGCCGGAGCAACCGUGUUGAAAAUGGCAUAUGACUAUACCAUCGACCAUUCGAAGCCCGACCCAUUGGUUGACUUGACAGAACAAAUGAUGGCCGAAUUUUCCCUGGCUGCUAUGCCAAUGGCAUGGGCGGUGGAUAUUAUCCCUGCCCUGCGAUAUCUUCCUGAGAACUUCCCAGGUGCAACAUUCAAGAAGACAGCCCGGAAAUGGCGAAAGUCAAUCCAGGGCACAGCCUAUAUCCCAUAUCGAUUUGUCCAAAAUCAAAUGGCUUCCCUGAAUUUCGGUCCAUCAUACGUCUCAAAGCUUAUCGAGCAUCUCAAGGCAGAGAACAAUGCUACUUUGAAGAAGGAAGAUGAGCAAGCUGUGAUUUGGACUGCCGCAAGUCUGUAUGGCGCUGCAGCAGAUACUACGGUGAUUGCUCUCACUAUAUUCACGCUAGCUAUGGUCAUGUUUCCGGAGGCGCAACAGAAGGCCCAAGAGGAGAUCGAUCGUGUGGUUGGCACAGACUGUCUUCCCACCUUUGAAGAUCGCGAAAAGCUACCUUAUGUCGAUGGCUUGGUCCAAGAGACUUUAAGGUGGUGGCCCAUUGCCCCCAUGGGCUUCCCACAUACUGCAACUGAGGAUAUAGAAUACAACGGCAUGCUCAUUCCCAAGGGUGCAACUCUCCUCCCAGGAGCUUGGUGGUUCUUGCAUGACCCUGAAGUGUACUCAAAUCCAGAAUCAUUUGAGCCUGAACGUUUCACUGAGCCACGCAAUGAGCCAGAUCCCAAGACUGUGCUCUUUGGUUAUGGCCGCAGAAUUUGCCCUGGUCGAUUUUUCGCGGACAACAGUGUCUUCGUUAACAUUGUGCAAUCGUUGGCUACUUUCAAGAUUCGCAAGGCUGUAGACAGCGCUGGCAAAGAAAUUGAAGUGAAUGCUAAGCCGAAACCAGGUCUCCUCACUUAUCCUACGGAGUUCGAAUUCCAAGUCGAGCCGAGAAGCGAGAAGCAUAUACAGUUAAUCCGAAACCUUGAGCGACAGCAUCCUUUGGAAGCCAGUGAUGCUGAUCUAUUAGAGAGUGUGGAGGAUUUCCAGGCUGAUUAG
This is a messenger RNA of Penicillium angulare, 1602 nucleotides long. It is a transcript of the gene fmaG, whose product is annotated as cytochrome P450 monooxygenase fmaG. The coding region runs from base 1 to 1602 and encodes 533 amino acids. Gene Ontology annotation, molecular function: oxidoreductase activity, acting on paired donors, with incorporation or reduction of molecular oxygen; heme binding; iron ion binding. Lineage: Eukaryota; Fungi; Ascomycota; Eurotiomycetes; Eurotiales; Aspergillaceae. The transcript has 2 exons. The record is from RefSeq and is a predicted model, not a curated record.